AUGGCUUACGUCACGGCCAUUACCAACCUUCGCUGGGAGAAUGUCACCAUCAGAGAUUCACCUGUCCUCUGCGACAUCAGCACCGGUCGCCUUCACCCCUUUGUACCUACCACAUUUCGGAGGGACAUCUUCGACCUCAUCCAUGGAUUGGGUCACCCAUCCAUCUGCAGCACCACCAAGCUUGUUGCAGAGAAGUUUGUGGCACUCCAUGAAGAGAGAUUUCAGAGACUAGGUAAGGAGCUGCAAGCAGUGCAAGCGCAGCAAGAUUCAUCACCACACCAAGCCACCUAUCCACGACCUGCCCCAGCCCACAUGACGUUUUGGUCAUAUCCAUGUGGACGUUGUCGGACCUCUCCCACCGUCACUGACCACUUUACCCACUGGCCCAAGGCUACGUCCAUGGAGGAUGCAAUCACCAGUUCCUGCUUGGCUCCUGGAUUGCUUGUUUUGGCUAAUGGCCUUAUCAAGAGAUGGCAUCAAUCCCUCAAGACAGCCCUCACCGCCCGCUGCACCACAGCCACAUGGACUUUGCAGCUCCCCUGGGUGCUUCAUGGGCUCAGGACAGCUCCUAUGGAGGAUCUCACCCAUUCUGCAGCUGAGAUGGUAUAUGGUCAGCUCCUUAUGCCCAGAGAAUAUUUCCCCAGCAACGGCUCGAGCAACACCCGGCAAUUUGCUCCCAGCAGACCCACCCAUCGCUCUCAUCGCCUGUCCUACACCUCACCAAGACUGGACGUGGCUGAUUUCAUCUUUCUCUGCGAUGAUGCCACUGCCAGCCGCUAUCCUUCCCUUACAAAGCUACAGCUUGAUAGACGGAUUGACUGUGUCAUCAUGGAGUACCUUAAACCAACAUACAUGAGUGCACUGGACCAUGAUGAUGCCACUUACGUGAGACCUGGACGCCAUUCUCUCCCCCACAGGAUCUUCAACCUGUAA
Penaeus monodon (black tiger shrimp) is the source of this 933-nucleotide messenger RNA. RefSeq lists its product as uncharacterized. The record is from RefSeq and is a predicted model, not a curated record. Bases 1 to 933 code for a protein of 310 amino acids. NCBI's taxonomy places the organism in Eukaryota, Metazoa, Arthropoda, Malacostraca, Decapoda, Penaeidae. The transcript has 3 exons. Gene Ontology annotation, molecular function: nucleic acid binding.